Molecule: messenger RNA, 1737 nt
Organism: Effrenium voratum
Lineage: Eukaryota; Dinophyceae; Suessiales; Symbiodiniaceae
Source: the annotation of a GenBank genome assembly
AUGGCUUUGCUGUCGCUGCUCGCGCUGCUGCCUUCGGGCGCUGCUGCCUGGGGCGAGCGGGUGGAGGCCAAGGUCUGGCGCCCCUCAGCGGAGAACUUUGUGUUUCCGGAGCUGGAGGAGACCGGGCUCGUGGACUUCCUGGCGGGCAAGGACUUCGGGGUGGCCUUGGCCGGGGGCGGCAUGCGGGGCCUGGCGCUGGGGCAGGGCACUCUGCGGGUGCUCCGCGAGGUCGGCCUGCUUGAGAAGGCCAAGUACCUCAGCGUUACCUCAGGCUCAGUGUGGCUGGGCCUGCCGCUGUAUUACCAGACCCUGGACAGCCUGGACACUUACUUGGGCAAGACGCUGCAGCCAGAGGAAAUGCUCCCCGAAGCACUGCUGGCUGAGACCGGCACUGCCAUCUCUCGCUUGCUGUACCUCCAAGAGUACCCCAAGGGCCAUGGGCCGAAGGAGAGGAGGCUGAGCAACCAGAGCCGCAGUUUCUUCGACUGCCCCGCGGAUGAAGGCUGGUGCGCGUGCAUGGUGGAGCGCUUCCAACCGGGCAGUGCCUACAGCCUCUAUCCCCUCUUCAUAGCCUACAUCUUUCUGCAUCCCUUCGAGCUGGCUGGGCAUGGAUCUACCCACUGCCACGAAACCCAGCUGGACCGCUUGAAGGCUAAGCUGGGCAGUUCCAGGACCAUCUACACUGCCAAGGACCAGUCGCAGAAGCUGCCCUUCCUCCUCUCCCAGUCAGCGGUGCUUGCCCCGUACAGCGGCCUCGAGCCCAAGGACCCUUUGGAGUUCUUUCCCCUGGAGCAAACUCCGCUGUACAUGGGCACCGUGCCAACAUCUCACAGCAGCGCCGGCAUGCAUGCGGUGGGGGACGUCUUGGUGGAGCCUUUUGCGUGGGAUUCCACGAUUCGGAGUCCCUGGCAGAACCAAAGCGGUCAGGAGCAGUCGAUCGAGGUGUCCAGAGCUCUGCUCAACGUGGGGGACUUGGCGCUGUGGGCCGGAACGGCCACCGCCUACAUCGCGGACUUCCAGGUGCGCCCCUGGGCGGACAAGCUCCCUCGAUGCAUCAUCGCGGAGGGUGAGAAGGUGCUGCCACACGCGCGGCUAUGGUCGCCCUCGGAGCUAGAUGCUGACUCUGUGCCACUGACGCAUGAGGAGGCAGUCGGCGAUGCCGGGGUCUAUGACGAUCUUGGUCACAUCCCACUGCUGAGGAGGAAUAUCUCGAAGAUCGCCCUCUUCACCAGCGGUGCCAUCCACGGAGAUCUCUGCGAGAUGACGUACGUCUUGGCUGCCUUUGGCCAGCCCGGCUGCUUGACCCCGCCCAACCCGCCUGGCGCGUCCAACCCCAAGAUGAAGGCCGGAGCCUUGACGGUGUUUGAGCCCUCGGAGUUCGCACCGUUUUGGGCACAGAUCGAGGAAGCCUUCCAUGCCAACGAGUCGGCGGUCAUCCGCGGACGUUACACGGUGGUGGAGAACAAGCAGUUGGGCAUCCGAGGCGGCUGGAAGGUGGACAUGGUGUGGACCAUCUUCCUCCCCUCCAAGACCUUCAGAGGGAGCCUCCCUUCGAAGUCCAACGAGAUGCUGCCCUGGUGGUUCCCCAACGACCUCGCCUCAGAGAUGACCAGCAAGCUGGAGAUGAGCGCUGCGAGCCAAUUUGCGGCCUGGCUGGCGCACAGGUCCGUCGUCAAGGAGAUCAAGGAGAUGCUAGCCGCGAGCUCACUGCUCGCAGAGACGGCCUUGGUCAUUUGA